GUGCUACUGGCUUUGGCGCCGCUGUUCCAGGACCUACAGCGGAGCGUGCUGGCCUGUGUCAUUGUAGUCAGCCUGCGGGGGGCCCUGCGCAAGGUGCGAGACCUUCCACAGCUCUGGCAGCUGAGCCCAGCCGACGCACUGGUCUGGGUGGGCACCGCGGCCACCUGUGUGCUAGUCAGCACUGAGGCCGGGCUGUUGGCUGGUGUGAUCCUCUCGCUGCUCAGCCUGGCAGGCCGCAUGCAGCGCCCACAUGCCACACUGCUUGCCCGUGUCGGGGACUCAGCCUUCUACGAGGACACCUCAGAGUUUGAAGGCCUCAUCCCUGAACCCGGCGUGUGCGUGUUCCGUUUUGCGGGGCCCCUCUACUAUGCCAACAAAGACUUCUUUCUGAGGUCACUCUACAGCCUCACAGGGCUGGAUGCGGGGUGCUUGGCCACCAGGAGUAAGGAAAAGGGUGCAGAGGUGGGGGCUAGCGAGGGUGGCCCCGGCGACAGCAAGGACCCAGGUGCAGAGAGUGGCAGAGCAGCACUGGUGGCCCCAGUCGCCAGCUUCCACACGGUGGUCAUUGACUGUGCCCCACUGCUGUUCCUGGAUGCGAGCGGCAUGGCCACCCUGCGGGAACUGCACCGAAACUAUGGGGCUCUGGGUGUCAACCUACUGCUGGCCUGCUGCAGUCCUCCAGUGAGGGACGUCCUGAGGAAAGGUGGCUUCCUCAGGGAAGGCCCGGGGGACCUGGCAGAGGAGGAGCUGCUGUUCCCUAGUGUGCACAGCGCCGUGCAGGCCGCCAGAGCCCACCGUGGGGAGCUGGCAGCUGCUGACUCCUCCCUGUAG
Messenger RNA from Carlito syrichta (Philippine tarsier), 831 nucleotides. Its product is annotated as sulfate anion transporter 1. Gene Ontology annotation, biological process: transmembrane transport. The transcript has a single exon. Gene Ontology annotation, molecular function: bicarbonate transmembrane transporter activity; oxalate transmembrane transporter activity; chloride transmembrane transporter activity. The annotation marks the transcript as partial. Gene Ontology annotation, cellular component: membrane. The record is from RefSeq and is a predicted model, not a curated record. NCBI's taxonomy places the organism in Eukaryota, Metazoa, Chordata, Mammalia, Primates, Tarsiidae.